Molecule: messenger RNA, 1809 nt
Organism: Anastrepha obliqua
Lineage: Eukaryota; Metazoa; Arthropoda; Insecta; Diptera; Tephritidae
Gene: Dh31
Product: diuretic hormone class 2
Exons: 3
Coding region: 19-363 (114 amino acids)
Biological process (GO): body fluid secretion
Molecular function (GO): diuretic hormone activity; G protein-coupled receptor binding
Source: RefSeq, a predicted model, not a curated record
UUCUAAGCAAAAUUCGCAAUGAUGUCAAAUAAAGUAUUCUGUUGUACUUUGGCCUUUGCCGCUGCUUGUUUGGCGCUGUGCCUGUCGACGUCGGAAGCUGCGCCAUUUCCCAGGUAUCAGAACAAUGGCUACUACAACGAGCUGGAGGAGGUGCCCGAUGACAUUUUAAUGGAAUUGAUGGCCCGUUUUGGACAAACUAUUAUGAGAGCACGCAACGAUCUGGAAAACUCUAAACGCACUGUGGACUUUGGGUUGGCGCGUGGCUAUUCGGGCACACAGGAGGCGAAACAUCGCAUGGGUCUAGCCGCUGCCAACUUCCCUGGCGGCCCAGGCAGGAGGCGACGUUCCGAAACUGAGGCUUAAAGUGUUCACACGUCGACCAGCGAGAAGCAGCGAUUGAAUGCCAACCAAUUUCCUGAUUAGACAAUUUUUUGAAUUUAUGCCCGGAUUUAUUAGAGAGCUCUAAAAGAAUUUGUUGAUUAUUAAAUACAUACAUGCCACAUACAUACAUAGAAACAUAUGUGCUACAGAGCCCGUUGGAUCCUCAAGUACGACGGUGUGAAUAUUUUUCCAUUAGCCUAUAUGUAUUGAGUACAAAAACAAAAAUAAAAAAACAUGUAUUUCUUUACAACGUACACACAACAGACAGGUAUUUAUACUACAAACAUAUAUUUAUAAAUAUAUAUUAACGAAGCAAAAAUGUGAAAAGUAUUUAACUUCAAUUUAUUAUAACAAAAGAAAAACUUAAUUAAAUAAACUAAUUGAAAACUAUGCGUGUUGAACACAAAACUUAUAAGCAGAAAAUAUAUAUAUAUAUAUGUAUAAGUAUAUUCACAAACUGUUGCUCCAAAAGUUUUUAAAUAAAAGUUAAACGAACUCCGAUGUUGGCUUUGUUUUUCCAGCUAUUUAUAAGGAAAUGUGCACAAAAACAUGCUUAAAAUGCAUAGAAAAUUUUAAAAAUUAAGAAGGAGUAGUAGCGAUUAGAGCGCAAGCGCAGAGGAAUGAGUAAGAAAAAGAAGAGGAAGAAGAAGAAGAACACUUGUAAAAUAAAUUCAAAUUAAACUGAAGUUGAUGAUUGCAAACAAAGAAAAUCUUUAAGUAGGUAUGUAGGUUAAGCGCCGACAACAACAAAAACAACAUGCAUACACCAACACCACCACAUAACUCACACGGCUAUAAGCAACAAACAACAAGAAGCAACCAACAACAACACCAACACCAAGCAAAACAACAACGCCACUGGCAACGCCACCACCAACAUACAACUAGAAAAAUUCACUUUCACAUGCUUUGAGGCCCCCGAAAGAAAGUGAAAAUUUUGGAAUUUUACUUAAUUAUGUUAACUGUAAUAUAUCUCAUACUAGCAUGCACACACAUAUAACUUUACAUAAAUAAAGAAAAAAAAAUUUAUGAAAAAUAAAAUUGAAAUUAAAACGAAAUAUGAAUGUAUAUGUACGUACUUAUUUAAUAUAUGUAUAUGUGAUGAGUGACGAAAUAUAUAGAACAGUUAUAAAAAAGUAAAAUGAUUAAAUUGUACUGAGUAUAAGCAUUUGAAAUUAAAGAUGUUUGUAGAGAUAAAUACGAAAUUAAUAUUUAUUUAAUAUUUACAAAUAAAUAAAUAUAUAUAUAUACUAAGCAUACUUGGCUUAUAUGUCUGCAUAUUUGUAUUUAAGGUACUUUUGUUAUGAGUUUGAAAGUUAACCUGUGUGCUCCGCUACGUCCAUAAAUUUCAUACUUCUUACAUAAAUCUCCGACUUCACAUAUGUAUGUAUGUAUCUUCACUCCUCUACUUGCCUAUCAUCUUUUCAU